Molecule: messenger RNA, 1263 nt
Organism: Anguilla anguilla (European eel)
Lineage: Eukaryota; Metazoa; Chordata; Actinopteri; Anguilliformes; Anguillidae
Product: lymphocyte antigen 6A-2/6E-1-like
Exons: 5
Coding region: 59-685 (208 amino acids)
Source: RefSeq, a predicted model, not a curated record
UAAAACGGUCGCAAGUAGGCUACGUUACCCAUUGACUGCCUGUACCAUACAGGAAACAAUGAAACCGCUAGUCACUCUCGCCCUUGCGUGCGCGCUCUUCUCUGGAGUAUACGCACUGGAUUGUUACGAGUGUCUACUCACUGCCACUGAAACAUGCUUGUCGGAUGCUACAAAAACAUGUCCAGCGAGCCAAACCAACUGCAACAGUGCCACAGUAGCAGUCUACGUAGGAGAUACUCUGACUAGUACAAUAAAAGGGAUGUCAUGUGCAGCACAGGCUGAAUGUGUCAGUGGAUCUGUUAACUUUGGAAUCGCAAGGACAACUAUAAACACCGAAUGCUGUAGUACCGACCUCUGCAACACUGCGCUAGCUCCAGAAUUGCCAAACUCCUCCCCCAAUGGAAAGAAGUGUUUUACCUGUGUGGGUAAUGACUGCACAAGUACUUUGGAGUGCAAGGGAUCUGAAGAUCGCUGCAUUAAGGCCACAGUGUCUGGGCAGACAGUGACAAUGAAGGGAUGUGCCUCCCAAACUGUCUGUUCAGGAUCCUUGAAUGCUCAAAUAGAAAGCAUUGGUGUGGACGUGAACUGCUGUGAGGGAAACCUGUGCAACAACGCCCUGCGCAUCGGACAGAGUGUCCUCUUCCUCCUCCUGGUGCCCCUGGCCUCUGUCAUCCUCUUCAACUGAGCAGCAUGUUGACCUGUUCCCCUCACCUCACCCAGCCUUCCUCCUCCCCAAUUCAACAUCCACCAAUACAACUCUGCUUUCCGACCCCCUUGCCCUCCCCUUUCUGAUUGUCCCCAUCCCACAAGCACCAGCACCACGCUCGUCUCAUAACCCACAGUCCCCUCCCAAAUGCCUCAGUUACCUAGCGGUCAACUGCAGUCUGUUGGUAAUGUGCAAGAUCCUAAGUGUCACUUAUAAUCUGUUGUCUGUUAGCUCUCUAAGGCUAAAGGACCACUGUUCUGUUCAAGUUAAAUUAUUUCUACAGACGUUUUAAAAAAUUGAGUUUGGAUUAAUAAUAUAUCAUUAAGAUAAAAAAUGCAAUCUUUACAUAACAAUGCUGAAUGCUCAAAACAUAUUGUGUAUCGUUUCACAGGCAUAUGAUUGUUUGGUUGUAUUUUAUCCAUCCAGACACAUGAUCAUGCCUUUUAGUGAAUACAUUAUAGCAUUUCUUCUCACCAAGAACUCAGGGUGUUUUUUAAAAAUAUUAGUGCAAAAUUAUUUUGACUUUUUUUUAAAAUAAAAAUUUAAUGGAAAUCAAA